UUUGAUAAAUGAUUAGACAUGCUGUAGCAUUCACAUAAACUAAGUUUCCCCUAAAAACUUUUCCACCAAACACUUUUUCUUAUUUAGAGGUUAAAAUAAUAUUGUUGAUGUAUAUAAGUAGAGAGCUCUUGACAAUCAAAAUCCUGCACAAAAUGGCUUCUUCUAAGUUGAUUUACCUUUCAAGUUUUUGCAUUUGGCUUGUGAUGGCUAAUGCACAAGCACCAGCUGCAUCACCAUCUACACCAAUCACGACGCCUCCACCUACUACGACACCUGUUGCAGCAACACCCCCGCCUUCCACUAUGCCUGUUGCACCAUCACAGCCACCAGUAACUUCAGCACCACCUCCAAUAGUACCUCCGCCUAAAGUUGCCCCCGUUUCUGCUCCCGCGACCCCACCACCACAACCUCCACCAAUUCCACCUGUCUCAACUCCAUCACAACCACCAGUAGUACCACCACCUGCCCCAGUUGCUUCUCCACCAGCAGUCCCGCCACCUCAGAUAGCCCCAGCACAAACGCCAUCAUCACCAGCACCUGUAACACCACCAGUGUCUCCACCUAAGGCGCCACCAGUAUCAGCACCGACACCAGUCGCUCCUCCACCUGCUGUAAUAUCACCAGUAGCAGCACCAGAGUUAGCACCCGCACCAGCACCAGCUCAUGGCAAGCACAAAAGAAAGAAGCACAAGCAUAAGCACCAUCACGCGCCAGCACCUGCACCAACUGUGCCAAGCCCGCCAGCACCACCAACUGUCCAAGAUUCUGUGGAUGUGACACCAGCGCCAUCGCCUACUCUGAAUUUGAAUGGAGCAACCUUUUUACUGCAAGGAAGCGCAUCUGGAAUGUGGAUGAAUGCUGGUUUGGCGAUGACUAUUCUUUUGGCCAUCAUAAUCUGAGAUUCCCACAGACAUGACACGAAAAGCUAUAUGUUUCAUUACCAGAAAGAAUUUUUUUGAAUUGAGAUGGGGACUAUUUAUGUGUUUAGAGGAAAAAUAAUGUGCAAUAUGAUUUUCAUUGUUGUCAUUUCAUUGA
Messenger RNA from Solanum pennellii, 1035 nucleotides. RefSeq names its product lysine-rich arabinogalactan protein 19. The record is from RefSeq and is a predicted model, not a curated record. The transcript has 2 exons. The coding region runs from base 108 to 899 and encodes 263 amino acids. Gene Ontology annotation, cellular component: plasma membrane. NCBI's taxonomy places the organism in Eukaryota, Viridiplantae, Streptophyta, Magnoliopsida, Solanales, Solanaceae.